This is a messenger RNA of Perca fluviatilis (European perch), 1546 nucleotides long. RefSeq names its product neurturin. The record is from RefSeq and is a predicted model, not a curated record. Lineage: Eukaryota; Metazoa; Chordata; Actinopteri; Perciformes; Percidae. Gene Ontology annotation, molecular function: glial cell-derived neurotrophic factor receptor binding; growth factor activity; receptor tyrosine kinase binding. The transcript has 4 exons. The coding region runs from base 170 to 850 and encodes 226 amino acids.
CUCUCUGACAUGUCUCCAGCCAUGGGGAGCACCGAGAUCUGGACUGCGCCACUAUGCCACAGGAUUUAACCGAGGAAGCGACGCAGAACUCCGCGGAGAAUAUCCAGGUGUGCGCGGAUUAUUCUACAGCAGCAGAACGCCCGCAGCUUGCGUUUUUACACUCACGUCCAUGAUCGGGAGGGCGAGCAAACUCCAAGGCAAAGAUGGUAAAACGUGGUGGAGGCAGGAGGCGUCGACUCCCCAGCAUCACCUGAAGAACUGGAAGGUGAUGCUGUGGGUGGUGGCAUCUUUGCUGACACUAGUGGAAGAUGUGUUUUCUGAGGAGGACAGUAAAGAGGCUCAGUCAGACUUCCAUCGUGUCCUCAGGCAGCCCUCCUUGUCUCCCGCUGAGGAUCUGACACAGGACAGCACGGUCCACGCACCCUGGCCUAAAGCCCUUGUAGAGUGGUCACUGAUGCAGGAAGAGGACAUCCAGCAGAACAGAUGGCGGCGCUCCCCUCGGGACCCAAACUCGCCCAGAACGUCCCGGAGGAACCGCAAGAAGACCAAGAGCAGCCGCGACUGCCACCUGGAGAGGAAGGAGAUGCGGGUGCGGGACCUCGGUCUCGGCUACGACUCCGACGAAAUAGUCCUCUUCAAGUACUGUGUUGGGACAUGCCACAGUGCCCGCAAAAACUAUGACCUGGCCCUCAAAGCUCUGAUGGACAACGGGAGCAUCUCGGACAAGAGGGUCAGCAGUCACCCCUGCUGUCGGCCUACCCGUUACGAGACUGUGUCCUUCAUGGACACCCAGACUACUUGGCAGACCAUAAGGUGGCUCUCUGCGGCCAACUGCAGCUGUGUGGGCUGACUGUAAAAAAGAGUCUAUCUACAAACACAGAAAUGCUCUUGUGUGAAAUAGCAGCAUGCCGCGAGGCCUGGUCUCUAUAGCGGGUGACUAAACCCCGGUUCAUGUGGUGUAAGGCAUGGGCCGGGGAUGGGAUCCGCAGUGCGGUGGCCAUGGCCUGCCCUACGCUGACAGCUCGGCCGUUGUUAAUGGAGGUUCAGAUACCUUCAGAUAGAACCAUACGCCACCGGCAGGCUAUCUGAAUGUUUGCCACCAGCCUGGUGCAGUGGAAGGUUUGAUUAAAUGCCACCAGCAAUAAGCAGAGAGGAGGAAACCUCAUUCAACCAGUUGAAGGCUUACAGCAGCCAUGUUGGAGGUCUUCCGGUCUUUGGAAAAGAAACUCUGAGUGGUAGCUGAUCACAUUUCUAAGGCUACAUUUACAUUGCUGUGGUUUGGUUUUUGAGCAUAGUUUGGAGCCAAAAGCGAUCUCCGUGCACCCAAGCGUUUUCAGCUCCAGUAGAAGAACUAAUCUCCAUUCAGACUAAAGCUCAGUUCAGACCAAAGAUUCGUGAUGAGACAAGUUGAAACUUGCAACUACUUGCAACUACUUGCAACGCGUCGGUCUGCGGCGUUCUGAAACCUGCCAGUUCACACCAAUGCCACGAGACGAGACGGUGUAUCAUCUUCGUAGCAACGACUCUUUGUGCUUCUGUCCUAACU